GCGGGACUUCCUCUACCAUCCUCGGGUGGACAUUUUGUUUGCUUUUCCAUUAAUCCACUGGUUUAGUCUCCGGAACGCAAUGUCAGACCUGAGGUGACAGAAAAGGGAAAACGUGAGAGAGUGUCUUCUUCUCUAAAGGGAGGUGGGCCUGAGACUCGACAGUGGCGCUGCCCGAGUGACCUGACCGCUGGGCUGGGCCCUGGACGGCUGAUCCCAGGUUCCUGCACUUGUCGCCACCCUUCGGUAGUCCACAGGCCUGAUGGCGGCGGCUGAGCCGAUGGGCCCGGCACAGGUUCCCAUGAACUCAGAAGUAAUUAUGGACCCUAUACAGGUGAGGGGAGAAGUCCAUGCUCUCACCGAUCCCACCCCCACCCAACACGCUGUCCAGCAUUGUGGUGUUAUAUAGAACUCUCUCCUGCUACUCUCCAGUUUCUUGGGUCUGAGGACUCUGGAGAAGCCCCAAGCCCAGGGUCCUGACUCUGGGCCAGGGGUUUUAUGGAGGGGUUUCCAUUUCUGCCAACCAUUGGAAUAAGGUUGGAACGUUGUUCCAGGCACAGGAACCAGCCUGUGCAAAUACUUGGAGGGGCAGGUGAACUUUGAGGACGUGUUCGUGUACUUCUCCCAGGAGGAGUGGGUGCUCCUUGAUGAGGCUCAGAGGCUCCUGUACCGUGAUGUGAUGCUGGAGAACUUUGCACUUAUGGCCUCUCUGGGUUACCCAGACCAGUGCUGUUAUAUCUUUCCGUUAGGAUAUACAUCUUUCAUGUCCCACAUAGUUGCCUCACUAGUGAUGGGUAGUGAGCCCUGGAUACCUGACUGGGUGGACAUGACCCUACCUGUUGCCACAGAGACUCCAGGUGGGAGUGGCCCUGGCUGUUGGCAUGGAAUGGAGGAUGAAGAGAUACCUUUUGAGCAGAGCUUUUCUAUAGGAAUGUCACAGAUCAGGAUUCCCAAGGGAGGUCCUUCUACUCAGAAGGCUUACCCCUGUGGGACAUGUGGCCUGGUCUUAAAAGACGUUUUGCACUUGGCUGAGCACCAGGAAACACACCCAGGGCAGAAACCGUACAUGUGUGUGCUGUGUGGGAAACAGUUCUGGUUCAGUGCAAACCUUCACCAGCACCAGAAGCAGCACAGUGGAGAGAAACCCUUUAGAAGGGAUAAGAGCAGGGCCUUUCUUGUGAACAACUGCACUGUCCAAUCAUCAGAGAUGUCUUUUGUGACAGGGGAGGCUUGUAAGGACUUCCUAGCCAGCUCAAGCAUUUUCCAGCACCAUGCCCCUCACAAUGAGUGGAAGCCACACAGCAACACCAAGUGCGAGGAGGCCUCUCACUGUGGAAAAAGGCAUUACAAAUGCAGCGAAUGUGGGAAAACCUUCAGCCGCAAAGACUCACUCGUUCAACACCAGAGAGUCCACACUGGAGAAAGGCCUUAUGAGUGUGGUGAAUGUGGGAAAACCUUUAGCCGCAAACCCAUACUUGCUCAGCACCAGAGAAUCCACACUGGAGAAAUGCCUUAUGAGUGUGGCAUAUGUGGGAAAGUUUUUAAUCACAGUUCUAACCUUAUUGUACAUCAAAGAGUACACACUGGAGCAAGGCCUUACAAGUGCAGUGAAUGUGGGAAAGCCUAUAGCCACAAAUCUACACUUGUUCAGCAUGAGAGUAUCCACACUGGAGACAGGCCGUAUGAGUGCAGUGAAUGUGGAAAAUACUUUGGUCACAAAUACAGACUCAUUAAACAUUGGAGUGUUCAUACUGGAGCAAGGCCUUAUGAGUGCAUUGCAUGUGGGAAGUUCUUUAGCCAAAGCUCUGACCUUAUUGCACAUCAAAGAGUUCAUAAUGGUGAAAAGCCUUAUGUGUGCAGUGAGUGUGGAAAAGCCUUUAGCCACAAACAUGUACUUGUUCAGCAUCAUAGAAUUCACACUGGAGAAAGGCCAUAUAAGUGCAGUGAAUGUGGGAAGGCCUUCAGGCAGAGGGCUUCCCUCAUCCGCCACUGGAAAAUUCACAGUGGAGAAAGGUCUUAGGAUGGGAGAUAGGCCGGGCGCGGUGGCUCAAGCCUGUAAUCCCAGCACUUUGGGAGGCCGAGACGGGCGAAUCACGAGGUCAGGAGAUCGAGACCAUCCUGGCUAACACGGUGAAACCCCGUCUACUAAA
Molecule: messenger RNA, 2147 nt
Organism: Piliocolobus tephrosceles (Ugandan red Colobus)
Lineage: Eukaryota; Metazoa; Chordata; Mammalia; Primates; Cercopithecidae
Gene: ZNF772
Product: zinc finger protein 772
Exons: 5
Coding region: 677-2017 (446 amino acids)
Biological process (GO): regulation of transcription by RNA polymerase II
Cellular component (GO): nucleoplasm; nucleus
Molecular function (GO): DNA-binding transcription activator activity, RNA polymerase II-specific; DNA-binding transcription repressor activity, RNA polymerase II-specific; RNA polymerase II cis-regulatory region sequence-specific DNA binding
Source: RefSeq, a predicted model, not a curated record